CAGAAAAUUUGAUGAUGACCAUGACUACGAUGGCUGACGGUCUGGAGGCUCAGGACUCGUCAAAAUCGGCUUUCAUGGAGUUUGGUCAGCAGUCGCACUCGCAGCAGAGCUCUCCGUCGAUGGCCGCCAGCCACUACCCGCUCCACUGCCUCCAUUCCGGCUCCCACGCUCACCAGCACGACAACUCUCCGUAUUCAGGCUCUAACUCGUAUAACAGGUCGCUACCGUACUCGUAUAUGAGCCAUCCACAUCACAGUCCAUACCUGCCGUCCUACCAUAAUAACGCCGCCGGCACACAGACCAGGUUAGACACAGAACAGCAGAAAACAACGGUGAUUGAAAACGGAGAAAUACGUUUCAAUGGGAAAGGCAAGAAGAUUCGGAAGCCCAGGACGAUUUAUUCCAGUUUGCAGCUUCAGGCAUUAAACCAUAGGUUCCAGCAAACUCAAUAUCUCGCCUUGCCGGAGCGAGCGGAGCUGGCGGCCUCCCUGGGGCUCACACAGACACAGGUAAAAAUCUGGUUCCAGAACAAAAGGUCGAAGUUUAAGAAGUUGCUAAAACAAGGCAGUAAUCCACACGAGAGUGACCCGUUGCCGGGCUCCAUCGCUCUGUCCCCGCGCUCUCCGGCCAUCCCUCCCAUAUGGGACGUGUCUGCGUCUUCCAAGGGAGUGAACAUGUCUGCCAACAGCUACAUGCCAGGCUACUCACACUGGUACUCCUCGCCUCAUCAGGACUCUAUGCAGAGAUAGGCUGCGAAUCAUUGGCGGUAUAGGCCUCAGGACCCCCUGGUCGCUGACCCUCGUUUAGUUUUAUUCUCACGCGCAUUGAGAAUAACAGUGACCCACACUGCCAUUUGUAAAAUACAAACUGAGAACAUUUUUUUUCCUGUGGGAAGUCUCAUGUGAAGGAUAAACAACGAUCACUUUGCGUGGAGGACAUUGGAUCUAAACCGAAUUGAAAUUCGUAUGGGAUUGCUUCACCAAGACUUGUAAACCAAACACAUCGCUCCAUCACCAGCAUGGGACAUGAGCAGGAAGCGAAAAGAAACACUUGACGCCUUUUCAAAUAAUCCCAUGUGUCACAUUUGAAACCGAACUGGAAAAAAAAAAAAAAAAAAAAAACAACCAUUGCGUUAUGAUUACAUGUUUUUCAUCAAGCAAAUGGAGGCAAUUUGUUUGUAAAUAUGUUGUCUAAUUUUAGUUGUCAAAUACUUUUUAUGUUUUGUCAUAAAUCGAGUAAAAAAAGAAACAUGGCUU
Messenger RNA from Silurus meridionalis, 1256 nucleotides. RefSeq names its product distal-less homeobox 6a (gene dlx6a). Gene Ontology annotation, molecular function: RNA polymerase II cis-regulatory region sequence-specific DNA binding; DNA-binding transcription factor activity, RNA polymerase II-specific. The record is from RefSeq and is a predicted model, not a curated record. Gene Ontology annotation, biological process: cell differentiation; regulation of transcription by RNA polymerase II; embryo development. The coding region runs from base 12 to 749 and encodes 245 amino acids. The transcript has 3 exons. Lineage: Eukaryota; Metazoa; Chordata; Actinopteri; Siluriformes; Siluridae.